This is a messenger RNA of Micromonas pusilla CCMP1545, 1257 nucleotides long. RefSeq lists its product as uncharacterized. The transcript is spliced from 2 exons. Bases 86 to 1123 code for a protein of 345 amino acids. The record is from RefSeq and is a predicted model, not a curated record. Lineage: Eukaryota; Viridiplantae; Chlorophyta; Mamiellophyceae; Mamiellales; Mamiellaceae.
CGGCUCUCUCGCGCGCCUCACCGCGAGAUUCACGCGCCGUUCUCCUCGCGUUCGCACCGUCGCGGCGUUCUCGAGCGCUCCCGCGAUGUCGUCCGCGGUGAAGAAGGUGGAGCCGCUCCGGUUCCCGUUCCAAACCCCCGACCCGUUCCUGUUCGCGGUGUAUCACAACGACGACUACCCCGCCGGGGACGACCAGCUCCGCGCGCCGAGACGAGGCAACGGCGCGGACUUCGACCCGAACAGCGCGUACAGAAUGUACCACGGCGACAGAGUCCCCGGAUUCCCUCAGCAUCCGCACCGCGGGUUCGAGACGAUCACCGCGACGAUGAUAGGCCUCGUGGAUCACACGGACUCGGUCGGGAACGCGGGGCGGUACGGCCACGGCGACGUGCAGUGGAUGACCGCGGGUAAGGGCAUCGUCCACGGCGAGAUGUUCCCUCUCGUGAACGCGGACGCGCCCAACCCGCUGCGAUUGUUUCAGAUUUGGCUCAACCUUCCGGCGCGGAGUAAGAUGGCGGACCCCGCGUUCGUCAUGCACUGGGGCGAGGACGUCGCGACGGCGAAGAGCGCGGACGGGCUGACGACCGCGAUCGUGUGGGCGGGGGAGCUGCUCGGCGCGCGGGGCGGGACGCCGCCCCUUGAGAGCUGGGCCGCGGACGACGCCAACGACGUCGUGGUCGCGUUUAUGACGAUGAAACCGGGUGCGACGUUCGCGUUGCCGCCCGCGCGCGUCGGCGGCGACGCGAACCGGAGCGCGUACUUUUUCGAGGGGAGCGCGCUGCGAUGCGAGGGCGAGACGCUGAGGAAGGGCGUCGCCGUCGAGCUCGACGCGAGCGUCGGCGCGGAGCUGAGCGUCCCGAGCGACGCGAGCGAAGACGCGAUGGUGUUGAUUCUGCAGGGGCGGCCCAUCGGGGAACCCGUCGCGCAGCACGGCCCGUUCGUGAUGAACACGCGAAGCGAGAUCGCGCGGGCGUUCGCGGAUUACGAGAGCACGCGGUUUGGGGGUUGGCCGUGGGACGACGACGCGCCGGUGUUUGGGAAGAAAGGGCGGUUCGCGAAGGUGAACGGCGUGGAGUAUUAUCCCCCGUCCGCGGCGGCGGCGGCGGCGAAAGACGAGCGCUGAGGCGCGUUCUGAUAGCUGUACGUUUAGUACAGCUUGUGUCCAGUGUGGACCGAAGGUCCACUCUGCCGUCACUCUGUUCUGUUCCGUUGAGAGCAUUUAAUUUUGUCUGGUAGUCAACCCACGUUCGCUCGUUC